Caenorhabditis sp. 36 PRJEB53466 is the source of this 7711-nucleotide messenger RNA. NCBI's taxonomy places the organism in Eukaryota, Metazoa, Nematoda, Chromadorea, Rhabditida, Rhabditidae. The record is from the annotation of a GenBank genome assembly.
AUGGGUAAUCCGAAAACGGAAAACGAUUCCGAAACUGCCGAUGGGCCGACAUCAGAAGAAGUAGAGCAGAAACCGACUUCGUCCACACCGUAUGUUCAUUUUGACUUGAAAACUUGAAGGACUUACCUUUUUGUACUCCUAGAGAGAGUAGAAAUAUACCACUUCCAGACAUACCUUGUAUGUAGAUCCAUCUUUUCAGGCGCGACAAAACCGAAAAAGAAGAGACAGAGCCGGAGGCUGAGCUGUGGGCAACUCGCGCGGAUUUCGAAGUGGUUCAUUUAUUUUUUUUCAGGGAUUCCGCUCAGUGUGAAGCUCCUGCGGUGAAGCAACCAAACGUGGCUGAUGACACCUCGACCACGCCAACUCCGCGUGCUCAGUGAGUUAAUAUAUGCAUAGAACAAUCAUUGAUUUCAUGUUUUCAGAGCUCACGAGACGGAAGACCUUGCUGUGGUUGAGAAGAAGAUGCAAGAGCUGCUCAUUCCUGCUCCGUGAGUUCACUUUGUAUGGUAGAUAAGAAAAAUGUUCCGACGUUUUUAGAGAAAAUGAGCAAAUGGGAGUUGGUGGAGAGUCCGGAUUGGCUUUAACCAGCGGCGGUGUGGAGUUCGCUGAUCCGUGAGCAACUCGCUUUUGGAAGACAUUGAUUUAUUUGUUUCAGUGACUUUGCUCAAUUUGAAGUCAAUUCAUCCGUGGAGCAGUCGAACGUGACUUCUGAGGGAUCGUCGACCACGUCAUCUCUGUCUGCUCCGUGAGUUCAUAUUUGUUGCAUAAAGCAACCACUGACUUCACGGUUUCAGAGGUCACGAGAUGGAAACCCUUGCAAACGGUUAUCUUCGAGGAGUCGGGAAAGUAUUGUAAGGAACUCAUAUUCAACAAGUACAACAUUUUGGCAAACACUUUUCAGUUCGGAUAGUUCCGCAAGCGAACACGACGAAAUAUCUUCGUCGCAAAGCUCGUACGUAAGCUCCAUUACUUUUCCACGAUACAGACGGCGUGGAACGGCUGAUCAAUUCGACCCAAACUCAUUCUCACGUGGACGUUCUCGCGAAGAUCAUGGAGGGCAGACGGACCGAAAUCGAGGCGGUGUAAGUGGCGGCCGUGGAGGCCGUGGAGUCCGUGGCGGCCGUGGAGUCCGUGGCGGCCGUGGAGUCCGUGGCGGCCGUGGACAGAUUUACCCGGUUUGGUUUGUACGAGAAAAGCUUCAUAUCAAUUCUGUUCAGAACGGUCGCGAAUUCGAUGGACGCUUCCAAGCUGGCGGUAGAAGCGAAUUCGAUUCGAUUGACCGAAAUGGAAGACAGUUUUUUGGAAGCGGAAGAGGAAGCCACGAUGACGGUCAGCCGGAGCGCUACCGUGGCGGAGUCCUUGGCGGCCGUGGACGGAUUUACCCGGUUUGGUUUGUACGAGAAAAGCUUCAUAUCAAUUCUGUUCAGAACGGUCGCCAAUUCGAUGGACGCUUCCAAGCUGACGGUAGAAGCGAAUUCGAUCCGAUUGACCGCAAUGGAAGACAGUUUUAUGGAAGCGGAAGAGGAAACCACGAUGACGGACAGCCGGAGCGCAACUAUGGCGGAGUCCGUGGCGGCCGUGGACGAGAUUAUCCGGUUUGAUUUGUACGAGAAAAGCUUCAAAACAAAUGUGUUCAGAACGGUCGCCAAUUCGAUGGACGCUUCCAAGCUGGCGGUAGAAGCGAAUUCGACCCGAUUGACCGCAAUGGAAGACAGUUUUUUGGAAGUGAAAGAGGAAACCACGAUGACGGACAGCCGGAGCGCAACCGUGGCGGAUUCCGUGGCGGAGUCCGUGGUGGUCGUGGACGGGAUUAUCCGGUUUGAUUUGUACGAGAAAAGCUUCAUAACAAUUCUGUUCAGAACGGUCGCCAAUUCGAUGGACGCUUCCAAGCCGGCGGUCGAAGCGAAUUUGAUCCGCUUGACCGUCAUGGAGGACAGUUUGAUGGAAGUGGAAGAGGAAGCCACGAUGACGGUCAGCCGGAGCGCAAUCGUGGCGGAGUCCGUGGUGGUCGUGGACGGGAUUAUCCGGUUUGAUUUGUACGAGAAAAGCUUCAAAACAAAUGUGUUCAGAACGGUCGCCAAUUCGAUGGACGCUUCCAAGCUGGCGAUAGAAGCGAAUUCGAUCCGACUGACCGCAAUGGAAGACAGUUUUUUGGAAGCGGAAGAGGAAGCGGAAGAGGAAGCCACGAUGACGGUCAGCCGGAGCGCAAUCGUGGCGGAGUCCGUGGCGGCCGUGGACGAGAUUAUCCGGUUUGGUUUGUACGAGAAAAGCUUCAUAUCAAUUCUGUUCAGAACGGUCGCCAAUUCGAUGGACGCUUCCAAGCUGGCGGUAGAAGCGAAUUCGAUCCGAUUGACCGUCAUGGAGGACAGUUUGAUGGAAGUGGAAGAGGAAGCCACGAUGACGGACAGCCGGAGCGCAACCGUGGCGGAGUCCUUGGCGGAGUCCGUGGCGGCCGUGGACGAGAUUAUCCGGUUUGGUUUGUACGAGAAAAGAUUCAAAACAAAUGUGUUCAGAACGGUCGCCAAUUCGAUAGACGCUUCCAAGCCGGCGGUAGAAGCGAAUUCGAUCCGGUUGACCGCAAUGGAGGACAGUUUUUUGGAAGUCGAAGAGGAAACCAUGAUGACGGACAGCCGGAGCGCAACUAUGGCGGAGUCCGUGGCGGUCGUGGACGAAGUGAAUUUCAUCCGAACGCGCGUCCCGGACAGAUCGACCAGUUUGGCAGGGAGGGAAGAUACAAUCAGACUGAUUGCAACCGAGACGGCAGUCGCAGUAGAAGAGCACGCGGAAACUACCAAGGCAACAAUUCUCGUUUCUGAGGCUGCCAGGGAAACAAUCGUAAUCUACAGAUACUGUCGAAGUGAAACGCCCCGAUCUAUUUUUUCAUACUGCUCUUUACUUUUUUUUCUCUCUCUUGAUCUUCAAAACCACUAGUGAGGCAUUUCAAAGUGAAUUAGCGCUAUUGCUGUCUUCAAAAACAGAGCGAAUUUUGAAAUAACCUGAUGGUAUCUUACCAAAAAUUCUUCAUUUGAUUCUCACUUUUACUGUUGUUACCCUUCAAAAUUGCUUUUAUGUAAAACUAAAAACAAUAAAUACAGAACACGCAAGAAUAGCUGUAAUGAGUUCUAUUUUAACGGAUGUGGCAUUGAAGAAAGAUUUCUCAAGACGCCUUCACUCCAUUCGUUUUCUCCCUCCAAUCCAUUUUUUUCAGAAUUUUUGUCAUUUUGCAGCACUCGGCAUGACGUGUUCUUCUGUGUUUGAUUGCUCUAUUGGCUAUCCCAUGGUUGCUCAUGACUACACACUGUGAGUAGACAUUUUACUGCACUUAAAAGUGCAUGAAUAGCACUAAUAAUACUCAUUUGACCUUUCCGUAUCAACUAAAAAAAUUAUCAAAAAAUCAAACAAUUUGAUCACACGUCGUCUCAAUGGCGCUUCGAAUUUCAAGCUCAGUGUUUCCGGUUCCUGUUUGAACAAACAUCAACACUAAUUGAAAACUGUUUUCAAAUUCGAAUUCGUUUCUUUCAAAACAUGCAACGUUACGAAGAAUGUCUCACUAUUUCUCAAUCUCUCCAAAUGUUUGCGGCUCCAGUGAUAUCACUUUGACGACGACUUCUCAUCCUUCCGUUUGAGUCAGUCAGCAAACUUAAACAGCACCAAAACUGAUUGGAAUAAACAUUUUAGAGAAGAUUAUAUCAUUAGUUGUGUCAUGUCAAAAAAACUGAAUUUUGAUAAACUUUCUCGGAAAUUUUGUUUUCCUGUUUUGUUUCAAAAACAGAAUCAAAAAAUAUAUUUCUCCGAUCAUUCCGUGUUCCAAAAUGAGUUUCCCUUCAUUUGCAUACCACGAAUCACUUUUGAAAUCUUUCCCGAUCGGCUGUCAGCGAUUAUCGUUUUUCGCGCCGCGAGCUAUUUCCUGCAAGUAUGUCUGAUGCGAGUCGGACCAUUCAUAUAUUUCCCCAAAGAUCUUUAUUAGCUCUGACUGAUACCCGAAAAUGCGGAUAUUGUUUUUGUUUCGUUUGUGUUCAAAUCAAUUUCAUUCAAAAAUCCGUGCCGAAAUCUGAAAUGUCGCUGAUUAUCUCUAAACAUUGUGUGCCUUUUGACUUUGUCUCGUCAAAAACUGUCAUGGAUCACCAGUCGUGUCAACUGCUCUCGAACACAUCGAUCGGCGUGGUCUUAUCGGAACGGUCCAAUAAAAAACCGUCGCAAGGGGAGAAUUUAUGAGCGUUUUGUUUCUCGUUCUUUCCUUUCUUCCCGUUCUGCCGGUCUUGUUCUGCUCUCGACAACAGCCGACAUUCGGCUGUAUCGAUCGAUCGUUCCAUGGGAAUCCACGCGUAUUGCUUUCUGCCGCGUCAUCAUUCCCAUCAAUUAUUCUAGAUGUUCAUAGUUUUCCUAUUCCCUUUCUUUUACCACUGUCUAAUUGUUGAAAUUUCGAAAGUUUGCAAGAGGACUGCAAUGUGGUCAGUUUCUCGCAUAAUCACAAAAAUUGCAGUUUUUCGUUGAAAAAAAUUUUGCUCGCUCAUGUACAUAAUGACAUUUAUUCGCGAAGCAACGUGUAUCUAUACAGAAAUGACUAAAGGGUCACGGCACAAAAUAGAACACAAAAUUGUGCAAGAGGAAACAAGCGAUGACUCACAGUAGCUGUAGUUGUGGUCCAAUGAGUCAAGUUCUAUUAGUACGUUUGCUCUCUAAAAUUAUUUCUGAACAUUCCAAAUUAAUUUUUCAAAUGACUGCUAUUGGGUUAAACUCUUCUUAAGUUUCCUUCACGUCUUCCAUUUUUCGUGAAAAAAUUGCUCAAGCAGGUAAUCAUACUCAGUUUACUCCCCGUAUCUCACUCACUGUUAUCAAAGAAACAAAGGGGAGGGCUCGAUCCGUAGACGGGUUGGCAAACAAUAGUCAGGUAUGCGAGCAAUUAUGGCCUUAUCACUUAUGAAUUCAUGUGUGCAUCUAUUUCUAUCUCUCAAAUUUUGUAAUUCACAUAGUAUACACAAUAAACGGCAUAGGCAAGUGGAAAGGUAUAGAAUGCACAAAGAUAAAAGAGGUUGCCGACCGAGACCUAUUCAGUGUUGAGUUUUGUUUAACCUUACCAGAUUACUCAUUUUGAGCAAGUGCCAACCAGUCUAACACUUUUUUUCUUACGGCUAGAAGUACGGGCGCCACUUCGAGUUUUUAGAGAGGGGGAAACAGUAGGAAAAAUAUAAAUAAAAAAAUGGUUAGGAACCAAAAAAAUUGAACACCUUUUAUAUUCUCUUAUAUUCUCUAGUCACUAGUCACACACUUCAGUGUUAUCAAUGCCAAUUACAGUACUCGCGAGUGGAGUGAGUGUGUGACACUUUCUAUUGUUGUCUAGAACCUUCUAAGCAGUCACGUGUUUUUGUUUAUCAAUGACGUUUUGUGAAUUAACGUCAGAACUUUCGAAAGGCUCUAAAUUUUCUACUGACUGACUCAGAGGGAUUGUUUUACUCAGCGUUCUUAUUUGUCAUCUUCUCGUCUUCCACCCAUAUUUUGAAAUAAGCAUGCUUCUCAUGAGAUUUCUCAACUUCUUCCUCUCUAUUACUAAGUAGAAAUCCUGGUGACAAGAAGCAAUUCUCAGCAAUUCCUUGUACACUUUUUCACUUCCACUUCCACUUCCUUUCUGUCAUUCAAGUCAUCCUCAUUUCACUUCCUCCUAACGGUUUUAAAUGCCCAUUUUUCAGAUUGGUGCAAAAAUGCAAGAAAAAAUAGAGUUAACCUCUUCCCCACUGGUUCCAAGUAUUGGCACCGAUUCACCUGUAUCAUUUCGCAGUGGCUCUCCAGGCAUUGAAGAUAGUACAAAGAAAUACAUUCGAAUGGUAAGUUCAAGCGCAAACAUCACGGUCUAGCAUAUUACUUUUUUUUCAGAAUUUUGAGCAAAUGCUGGAUGUUAAAAUUGACACGGACGUCUUCGAGAAGACAAGACAAUUCAAUCCAAGAAAGCAACGCUCGUGCCACAAAAGGGCCGAGCCAGUGUCAGAAAAGCGGAGAAAAGAGGAAAGUUCGAAGAACUCUAGGGAAUACACGAAACGGAAUCGGACUGAAAUCAAAGUCUGUUGUGCUCUGUCGAAACACAUCGAAGCAAUCAAAAGUAGGAUAGAAGUAUUGGUGAAUGAAGUGAACGCGGAGAGGCAGGAGAGAAUGGUGAAUAUUGAAGUCGUUAAGAUUCGAACUAUGUUCGUUUUCAGGUGAAAGAGGCUAUCAAUGACUAUGAAAGCAUCAUGAGAAAGUAUUUGGAAAUUGGCGAGAAUGUGAAGCAAGAGUUGGAUCUUCCGGACCCGGAGAUAUUCUUUUCUGGUAAGUUGGAACAUUCUUACCUAACAGUAUUACCUAAUGUUUCAGAAUAUCGUGCUUUUACUCAGAGAGCUCUAACGCUCGUUUUCACUACCGAAAUCGUGUCAUAUCAGCAGUCACUCGAUGAAUUGAAUGAUCAGUUGCAACAACUCGAGGCUGGAAAGUAUAAUGUCGUAAGUUCACUGAAGCAGAACGACGCCUUCUGCACUACAGUAAUCUUCCAGAACACGCCAAAGGAAAAAACGAAUUAUGCAUCUUCCAAAAGUCGUCUGAAGCAGAGGAUUUUGAGAGCUCAACUGAAAACUGACUGCUGGAAUAACUGGAGAGACAUCGAAACGAUGAAAUUGCAAGGAACACAGUUGAAACAUCUCAGCAAUCAUUUGAAAGAAGAGGUUUGACUGGACUGUCCGGAAGUAUAUAACAACAAUUUACAGAUUUGGAUAAAAAUUCUGAGCUGCUAUCACAGACUGUUCAAAAUGAUGACGAAGAAGUGUGAGAUCGAGUACGUCGAUGCUCGGAAAAUUGCCCAAAUCGUCGAUUUCUUUGCUCCGUUCUCGAACGCAUCCGGGAUAUUGUCCGUCAAAUUUAUUCCAAAGUCUGGAUGUGAAAAGACAGAGACGCAAACCCCUAUUGAAACCAAAAUGAGUGGCAUGGCUAUGAACAGUCCCGCUUCUGAAAGUGAUACGAAACAAACGGAAUCUCUGGAGUUGAAAGAUGAUUGGUCAAUUCCAAUUCUGAAGGACGUAAUGCCAACAACUGAGGAGAUUCAUGUUGUUCCGGAAGUUCAAGAAUCAAAGCCAGACACGCGUCAUUGUUUGACUUCAACCACUCAAAUGUUGAUACCUUUGACGUCCCCAUCGUUCACUUUGGCUCUUCCGACAGUGCCAGUUCCGUCGGCACCACUCAAGAGCUCAGAUUCUACAACUUCUUCAACACUCUCACUGCCUUUGUUUCAACUUGAAAAAGUGAAAGUCGAGCCUAUCGAAACGUCUGCGGAGUCUGCUGAUAACAGAAAACGCUGUCUGAGCCCCCAAGAGCACUUUGAUGCCGCUAAGAAAGAUUGUGUCCGCGUGGCGUUUACUCCGAAACACGAAACUGGAGCUUUCCAUUCAGCGGUAGCACAGCAGCCGUCAUUUGGCAUUUUUCCGCCAAAUGUUUUCACGCACGAUGUGCUGGUGAGUUUGGUGUUUCCGAAAAAUGAGAGAUUCAUUGAAAUUUUUUCUAGAAAUAUGCGACGCCGCCAGUUUCAACUGCGAACACAAACACAAUGUUCAUGCCAGGGAUGCCUAAUCCAUUCUUGGGAAUGAGUGGUGCUGAUUCGAGUCGUCUUGCGCACUUUGCCCAAUUCGUGCAAAACCAACAAACCAUAACAGCACUGCUGGCGAACGCCUACAGAAGUCCGAAAAAGUUGUAA